AUGCAUGCUGAGAAGAGAUGGCAAAUGUGGUUGAGUGUAAUUAUUCUACUCAUCACCUCCAGCCAGUGCAUGGACAGCUAUGACGGGAAACGGAAAGAGAAACGAACUUUGCUGGAUCUUGUGUUGUACGGGCGCGAGCUAGAGUCCCGGCGCGUCACGAGCGGUCUCUACUUUGUGUCCCACGACGUGAAGUUUUCCGCGCGUGAAAAGACUGCAGUCUUUCCCAAACGGGACACCACCAGGCCAAUAGAGAUUAUCCCAAGAGAUGUAAGCAUAAAAGACAAGUUCAUAAAGCAUUUUACAGCAGGACCAGUCAAGUUCUCAUCUGAGUGCAGGUUGCAUUUUCACAGAAUUUACCACAACACGAGGGAAUGUGGAAGACCAGCCUAUUACAAAAGAUGCGCCAGGUUGUUGACAAGGCUAGCGAUGAGUCCACUGUGUGCACAGCCAUAG
Molecule: messenger RNA, 453 nt
Organism: Electrophorus electricus (electric eel)
Lineage: Eukaryota; Metazoa; Chordata; Actinopteri; Gymnotiformes; Gymnotidae
Gene: alkal1
Product: ALK and LTK ligand 1
Biological process (GO): positive regulation of ERK5 cascade; positive regulation of ERK1 and ERK2 cascade
Molecular function (GO): receptor signaling protein tyrosine kinase activator activity; receptor tyrosine kinase binding
Source: RefSeq, a predicted model, not a curated record